AAAUAGAAUUUGAAAUGAGUAAACAAAUAAAAUUAUUAUAUUUGGCUUUUUUAUACAUAUAUGUCCUAGAAUCUUAAUUAUAAAAAAUUAUGAUUCCUGUCAAUUGAUUAAAUAAAAUUUAUCGCAUCUAUAUUUCUCGCAACAAGAUGAGUAAUGUGUAAGGGAUAACACAGUUGACGCACUUAUCAGAUAUGCUAUCAGGAUAGGUUGUAGUAGGUAUAUAUCUUCCGUGGCUAAAUAAGCGAUCAUUUAACGAUAGCCUACAUGUGAAAUCACAGUGCGAACAUCAUGAUGGUUAAUAUUAUCAUAUUAUUACUUUUAUUUCUGUGCAACCAAUGUUUGUGCGAUAUAUGUAAAACCUGCAUAUGUUCUGCCUCAAAUGCAGGUCCAAUUAUCAAUUGCCAUGAUAGACACUUAGGAACUAAUGAAGUUCUUAACUUCGAUCUUCUUACUCUAAAUAAAGAUAGACCGUUAAACAAACUUAUCCUUUCAAAAAAUAAUAUAGUGCUUUUACCUAUAAAUGAACUAAAAAAUCUGAAGCAUUUAAAAAGAUUGGAUGUGUCUCAAAAUCAACUGGAUAAUAUACAUUCAUAUAUCUUUGAGAAUCUAAACGAACUCGAAGAAUUAAAUUAUUCUUACAACUCUCUCUGGAACUUUGAUAUUUCUAUUCUGAACUCAGUUUCCUUUCUCUCCAAACUUAAUUUGAGUCAUAAUCAAAUCAGCAAUUUGGAGAAAAGCUUGAAAAAUGCAACGACAAAGUUGAAAGCCCUUGAUAUAUCUCACAACAAACUUGUUGAUUUGAACUUUCUUGAUGGUUUGCCGGAGUUGGAAUACUUAAAUCUUUCCUUCAAUAAAUUUGUCACUCUCCCGACUAAUUCUUUACUUUAUAUGCACCAUCUAAAAAUUCUUUACGUUAACAAUAAUCACCUUCUCUCCCUAAAUUUUCAAAAUCUUCCAUUGUCACUGAUAGAACUUUACACGGAAAACAAUCUUAUUGAUACUGUGAUAUUUCAAAAAUCGUCAAUUCGUACUUUAAACAUUCAAAACAACAAUAUUUCUAUCAUACAUAAGAAUUUAACAUUACUUGAAGAAUUACAAAAAUUAAAUAUCAGUAAAAAUUCCCUGUUAGAUUUUCCAGAUGUUUUUCUGAAAAAUUUAGAAAUGUUAGACAUAUCCUCCAAUAACUUAACAAUAAUACCUGAAACCAUUUCUACUAAAAAUUUUCCAAAUUUAAAAACUUUUAAAAUAAAUGGUAACCGUUUGAAAGAUAUAAAAAUUCGGUCUGAACUGAAUUUGGAAAUGUUUGAAGUGAAAUUUGUAGAGACGAUUGAGAAAAUUGACAGAGAAACAUUUCUAAUGUUAAAGGAGAAGAAAAACGGUUGUAUCAAUGUAACUGUUUCGAACAAUGCAAAGUUGAAUACGAUUGAAGAAAAUGUGUUUCAACAUAUGAACAUUUGCUUCCUAGAUUUGAGCAACAAUUACUUUACUUAUUUGCCAUUAAAACUGUUUAAUCUAAAUGUUUACAACAAAAAUAAUUCAACAAAAACAAAUUUAAAAUACCUUAUUAAUCUGCAAGGAAAUCCUUUUACUUGCAAUUGUUCAUUGCAAUGGAUAUUGAAUGAAUUAGUCCCGAAACUUUACAGUAUAAAUCCCAGUCUUCUAGAAGAUUUGAGAUGUGCUGAUCCACCUCCUCUGGCCAACAAAAGAAUGAUCCAUUGGUACAAUUGGAAGGGAGAGGUCUUUUGCGAUGAGUUUUCACAUUUUGCGGAGAGAAUGUCCGUUAAUGUUGCGGGUGUUUCUAGCAACCAAGUUGUGACAUUUAAAACUGGCCCUGGAAUGAUUGCUGUUCUGGCCACAGUGAGUGCUUUGCUGGCAAUUCUAAUGAUAAUUGGUAUUCUGUUGACUCGAAGAAUGACAGCAAAGAGAAGACGAGUUAAUCGUAGAUUUUAAAUUUCUUUAUUUUUGUAAAAACAUGAAGACUGGCAUUGGGAAAAAAUAUAAAAGAUAUUUAUUAUUUUUUUUUUUAUAUAACUUACAUAAUAUGCAAUUUAUGCAGUUCUUUAAUCUGUGCAAAAAUUGCAUAGAAUAGCUGUUAAAAUUUAUAAUCAUCUCCUAUAAUUUUUAUUAUGUAAAAUGGUACUUAAAGUACAGGAACGAUCUGCAAUAAUAUACAUAUAAUAAUAUAAUCCGUAAUAUUGUUUGAUUAAUAAGAAAUAUAUUAAAAAUGUUAAAUAUAUUAAAAAUCUGCGCGAACAUGCAUACUUUGAUAAUCACAAAACUCAACUUUAAUAAACUUGUAUUUUAUAACA
Messenger RNA from Solenopsis invicta (red fire ant), 2309 nucleotides. Its product is annotated as toll-like receptor 6. The transcript has 5 exons. Bases 289 to 1950 code for a protein of 553 amino acids. The record is from RefSeq and is a predicted model, not a curated record. NCBI's taxonomy places the organism in Eukaryota, Metazoa, Arthropoda, Insecta, Hymenoptera, Formicidae. Gene Ontology annotation, molecular function: protein binding.